Amoebophrya sp. A25 is the source of this 4976-nucleotide messenger RNA. Lineage: Eukaryota; Dinophyceae; Syndiniales; Amoebophryaceae. The record is from the annotation of a GenBank genome assembly.
GGAACAUACACAUGACAACAAUAUUCUCCAUACAGGUGCUUACUAGGUUGCAGGCAGUCACUCUAGAGUAGAUGCAACGGUUGUGCAUUUAAUUUCUUCUAUUAUUCGAGUUGUAAUGCUUACUACGAUUACCUAUUUCGUGGACGUGGUGAGCUCUUGUGUCUUAUUAUAAUUUUUUCAUUUGGUCUUGAGUGGUGUGAAUCGAUGCAUCUAUCUUCUAUGUGACAAAGUUUGCACAUUGACUUGAGUUGGGAUAGUUAAUGUUGAAAUAGGAAAUCAUAAUCUUUCUUAGUGGUCUCGUAGUCCUUGCAAAUGUAGUUCUUGCAUAUUGUUUCUUCCAUGCUUUUAUAUUUAUAUGAGCAAAAUCAAUUGGUGAUUGUUUAUGUAUGGAAUAGACAUUGAAAUUGAUUACUAACGGAAAAAUCUAUGGCCUGGUUGUAAUUGCGUUUUGCAUCGUGGGACCAUCCACAGGAGCUUGAAAAACGCGCUGCACCACUGCUUGAGGAAAACAUCGUUUUGACGACCCGUUACGUUCGCUUGCACGACCGUUGCCAAUUGGAAGUACGAACAGCAAAACCUACUGGAGAAGCCCUCACUCUUGCAGCCUCUCAUCUUACUGCGACCAGCCUCGUGCUUCUCUAGCUCUACAAGGUGAGAAGCACCUCCAGGCAGAAACUUCUUACUACAGUCUUCCAGUAAUAAGUACUAGUAUACGUGGCAAGAUGUCGGCGAACGUAAGCGAGCCUAAUGUGCCUGUCGGCAUGAACACUUUUGGGCGGCAAGCAGUAGCGCAGACAAUAGGCGCUGGGCACCGAUGGGGCUUUGCCUUCACGGCGUGUACCAUCUUCGUUUCAGUGGUGCUGUGCGGCAGUUACUUGGCGAAGUUUCUGAGGGGGAAGAUAUCACUCUUCGUUCUCGACCUCUUCAAUGUAGGCGCAGCAGGGAUGUUUCUGGCGAUGGCCAUGUUCCACAUUCUACCAGAAGUGGUGGUGGAAAUCUUAGGUAAAGAUUAUAGUUUUUUCUCUUCUUGUCGUUGUGGACGUGGAACAUCUACCUCCUCCUUUACCUCUAGACAAACUUCUUUUUAGCGCAAGUAGAAAAUAGAAACACGACACUUCGGGUUCGUUGCCUUUAGCAGACUUUAUUUCUCUUUGAAAAUGACGACAGGUCAAAUUGUAAAAGGGUCAGUAGAAGGCUGGCGAUCGCGGUAUAUGGAUCAGAGUGGCUUCGAUUUUAACGAGCAGCUAGGGAAGGACAUUAUGAAUGUCGACGUUGACGACAAAUUGAUAAGCUUCACCUCCAUCACUGACACUGCAUUACACGAAUUUGAGCGGAGAUUGCAGCUAGUCGGAGCUAUCCUCUUUCUGGGUUACGCAACCAUCCUCUUCUUCGAGCGAGUCUUCGCACUAUGGUAUAGAUAUUUUUUUAGUCUCCAAACACAUUUCUAUAGAUACUGAUUUGUUUUCAUUAUUCACUUAGACUUACAACAGGAGAAAGGUAAAAUCUUCAAAAUCAAGGAAUAGGACAUCAAAAUCAACACAAAUCUUAUCAAAAAAUUAUCCACUACCUACAACAAGCAUCUGCUUCCUGUAAGAAACCAAAGACACGACUCCACCACUUGUCAUACAGGUUCACUCCAGCUCCAUCACACGGGCACUCGCACGGCGGCGGUUGCGCAAUUCAUGACGACAGCGACGAAGAGGACGAAGAGGUCGACAAGCCUAGUCCCCUACAAGACGAUGUUGAGGACCUCGAAAAUCCACUUCUCAGAGAAGACGAUUUCGAAAAUCCACUGGCCAAUGCUUUCAGUAAUAAGGUAGGCGUAGAACAACAACACAGAACAGUAGGAGCACCAGCGACGUCAGCAUCUUCUUCUUCUUCAAAUGCAGCUCGCCAUCAUCAUCACGGCCAGCUGCAUAGUAGCGCAGCAAGUAGACAUGAUCAUUCCCACGACGAUGGGGCUUGCGAUCACGCUCAUCAUGCCGAUAGCCAUGGUAUGCACGGUCACGGCCAUGAGCACGGGCAUGGUUCCACAUCAUUUGGCGGUAGUGGUUGUGGGCAUGACCACAGUGGCGGUAGUGGUUGUGGGCAUGACCACAGUGUCGGAGGAGGACAUCACGAGCAUGCUAGGCAUAGUCAUAGUGGAGGUCGACAUAGUCGUAAUAGCCAUAGUCAUGCCAAUUGCGGCAGACAUAGUAGGCGGCACAGCACAGCGAGUCUAGGGUGUCACGGCCACGACAACCACGGACAUCAACACGGUGUGCCGGUUGGUGCUAGUCCAGCUUCGGCUAUUAUGCUCAUGCUCGCGCUGAGCAUACACUGCUUCUUUGAAGGGUACUAAAUUAGGUCUCUUCUUGAUAAGUUUGAGUACAUAUAACUUUUUAUGUCGUGCUACGUACGUCUACGUCUAGGUGAUUGAUGAUCUUUAUGAUUUGAUUGAUUUUAAUCUUUAUCUGUAAGAACGAUGAUGAUGGCAUUCUACUUGAUUGUUUGUAAAGUCGUCUAUUGCUUUGUCCUUAAUAAGUCAAAAAUCUAGGCCCUCAACAUCUAUUGUUGCAUUUUUUCCCAUUUUCUCAUCGCUCAGGUGGUCAGCGGCGUCCAAUUUCAAGGGCAACAAGCCAUGGCGAAGUGGCAUCGUAGCUGUCACCGCUUACGCAGCGCACAAGUGGGUGGAGGGCUUUGUGCUAGCCUUAUCUUUGCUCAAAGCGGAUUUCGGGAGUGGCAGCUUCUUCCUAUUCAACUUCGCCUGUAGUUUAGCCAGUCCAUUGGGCGUGAUCCUGUAUACCGCGAGUCACGCAGUAGCAGCCAGUCAGAUGAAACUGGUGGAGCCAUAUUUUAACGCCUUCGCGUGCGGAACUUUGCUCUACGUAGGGGUAACGGAAAUUAUCCCGGAAGUAUUCGAAUGCGACACUGCGAAGAGCGUACGAAAAGCACUGGCGAAAUACCUGGUACUACUUAUUUCAAUUUCUCUAAAGAUCCUUUCUGAAUUCUCCGUUGAAACUAAUCGGUUAUUUGAUUUGAACAUCCCUAUUUUCCUUAUACUUUACUUAUAUUAAGCGUGGAGGUAGACUUGGUUUAUUUCUUCGAACAAGUGGUCGUUCCUGCGCUUGUUCGUGACUUGUAUCAUGUCAAACCCUUGCUUUGGUUUGAAAUUGAUGCUCAAACUACCUCAUCAUCAGACAUCUACUUCACCUUACGACUUUGAAACUCAUACCUCAUCAUCUACAUCUACUUCAUCAGGUCUUCAAUGCAUGCGGUGGGCUCUUAAUGCUGUUUUUAUUUUUCAACCAUUCUUGUGGAGGGGGCGAUGAUGGGGAUGGACAUGUCCAUUGCGAAGAUGGUUCUUGCCCCCCUGACGAGCUGUUACCCAUGAUUCUCAAGAGGGUUAUCCUUUUCUACGGAUACUAGUAGAAUCUUGCCUAGAGGGGGCACCAACAGGCGGAUGAAGGAAACGGACACUAGUAAGUAACCCCAUUCUAGUUCCAUAAAGGGGGUAUCGAAAUCGAUCCUGCUCUAUGCUCUCUGACGCCUUGUUAUUUUACCAGACUAGAACGUAGAUGAUUUGAACAGUAUUCAGAUCGGGUUUUUGUAUCGUAAGUAUUUUGGAACUACAGAUUUCAAUGAGUAGAAAGCAUGGCUUUCACGGCGUUUGAUUUUCCUUAUCGUAAUUCUUAUAUCUGACGAUGACGGACUAUUCUUUUCUUUCCAACCCUCGGGAUAAAAAUUCCUCUGAGUGGUCCCACUUACCUAGAUGUAAACGUAAUGAGAGGUCUUGAUAUGUAGCCUCACGUGUGACCUGGUGAAACAAUUGAGUUUGAAUUGAGUCCUACGCCGUUGUACAAACUAGAUGCUAACGCUAAGUGAUGCCGUUGGAGUUGUCCUUGUCCUUCUUGUCACCGAUUUCUAUUGGAACUUAAUGACAAUGUAGAUACCUCGUACCUCAACAAUUAUAUUAUAUGUACCCGAACCUCCCGACUGACGUCUGAUGCAGUUCGUGCUAUCAUCUACAGCAUCAGGGAGCCUAGGGAAUUGUUUGUUCUAGGCCCUUUGAGAAUUAUAGCCGUUAUGGCAUCUUCCCGAAAUUUGAGUGGUUCCUCCUAGAAAUUUAUGUUAAAUGAAGACUGAAGAUGUUUCCACGUCAAGGUUGACGCGACACGGAUGCGACGUAACGGUCGCGUGCGUCCCAAAUAAUUUAAUUAUGAUUCCCACCUCAUGUUGGUAAGCUUUCGAAAAUUCAUGGGAGCGUGUGGUUGUUGAACUGAGUUCUUUGCUUUAGAUUUUUUCUGGUGCGACAACUUCGCCAAAGUACUAGGAUAGUAUGCAAAUGCACAGUGAUUAAUUGCUCAGUUACCUUGCUACCUGCGACUACACAUUGCUGCCAGUGGUCUGUGAUAUAGACGCAUCAGGCCAAAUAAUUCUUCUUUCCACUUGAAAAAGCAUGGACCGAUGAAAAUUCGAAAAUAUAGCUUUCUGGCGUGGUAUUCCACUAGACUCUCGUCGUCGUAGCUAGCUGGGCGAGUAGCGCCUACUAACUAUGCAAAGUUCAUAUCAUGGAGGUGGCCAGGUCUAGGGAAAUCAUGGAAGCCCUCGACCUAUCCAAAUCAUAGCUUACUGUCGACAUGGGUAGAAGUGUUAAGGAGGAUGAGAUGGACAUGGACUACGUAUUUUUGGUAGGCUUGUUAAGUGUAUUGAGAAUAUAGAAUUAUUUACCUAUCUAUCUCUGUUGACCAGUUACCAAUCUAUCGUCAUAAGCAGUUCUUCCCUGAUGAAGUGCCGGCGUUGUACUUGCAUAUAGAAAUUGAGUCUAGCGUCGCCACUAGAGUUUAUCAUGCCUUCUGGUAGGCCAAGGCUGUCAGCAAAACAACCGCGUGGUAUGAAUUAUUUUCGACACGCAGAAUUCUUCAAAAUGAAAAAAUGAGUGGCGUUUCAACAAGAAGAUGUAUCAACAAGAACAACAAAUAAUCAACAAGAUGAGC